Messenger RNA from Mesitornis unicolor (brown roatelo), 345 nucleotides. It is a transcript of the gene IL17D, whose product is annotated as interleukin 17D. The coding region runs from base 1 to 345 and encodes 114 amino acids. Gene Ontology annotation, cellular component: extracellular region. NCBI's taxonomy places the organism in Eukaryota, Metazoa, Chordata, Aves, Mesitornithiformes, Mesitornithidae. The record is from RefSeq and is a predicted model, not a curated record. The transcript has a single exon. Gene Ontology annotation, molecular function: cytokine activity.
AUGAAUCUUUAUUAUUUGCUUUCCUGCAGAAUUUCAUACGAUCCCACAAGAUAUCCUAAAUACAUUCCUGAAGCAUACUGUCUGUGCAAAGGCUGCCUCAUGGGGAUCUUUGGCGAGGAGAAUUUUCACUUCCGCAGCACCCCCGUGUACAUGCCCACAGUCAUCCUGCGCCGCACAUCCUCGUGUGCUGGGGGCCGUUACGUCUACACAGAGGAUUACGUUACUAUCCCCGUGGGCUGCACGUGUAUACCUGAACAAGAAAAAGAAGCCGAAAGCGUAAAUUCCAGCAUAGAUAAGCAAGAAAUGAAGUUGCUGGUAAGCCAGAACAAGCCAUCAUCAGAAUGA